AUGAAUGCAGUUCAGGAUCAAUUUGUCGCUCGCGCGACGGACGACACAUUCAUAAGGAUGCUGUCCAACGUGCUGGUCAGGAUCGUGAGCGAGAACGAGUCCAAGAAGGGUGUGGUCACACGUUUCCACUCGAUGAAUGCGCCCUCAAUUUCCAUUGCCGACUACGUGAGUCGUAUUGCGCGUCACGUGCGCUGCAGCAACGAGUGUUUCGUGCUGGCGCUGGUCUACAUCGAGCGCAUUACGAGGAUGCACAAGAACUUCGCGGUGUCUAUUUUGAACGUGCACCGCUUGAUCAUAACGGCGGUGAUGCUGGCGGCGAAAUUCAGCGACGAUGUGUACUACUCCAACAAGUUCUACGCCCAGGUUGGCGGCGUGAACGUUACGGAGAUUAACCUGCUCGAGGCUCAGUUCCUGACCAUGUUGAACUUCCAGCUGUACGUCAGCGCCUUGGAAUACGAGAGUUGCCGGAUGGGUGUCGAGAAGGCGAAUUUGUUCGGCCCGCUUUCGUCCAACAUCUGGGGCGUUGCGUGGUAUAAUGCGACGGCCAAGCGCUCCUCCAGGCACAACAAGGCGCCGGCCAGCAUACCUGCGCAGGGCGGCAUGCCGAUGGUGCACUACGGCGGUGGGUCUCAGUUCACGAACGUGGCGCGUAGUACGCGCUACGCGGAUGGUAUGGCCGUUGACAACGAGGAAAAUGUCUCUCUCAACAGGCCCUACGAGGACAUUCAGUACACUCCGCAUUAUGAGAGGGGGGGGUCGAACCCCGGCGUCCACUACUGUGUGCCUACUCAAGACACGGCGAUGGCAGGAAUUCCCAUGAGGCGUGCACCACACUGUCCGCGUGCCAUGGACGAUCGGCCGCGUCAGCCCACAGGACCGUCGGCAGGAUAUCACGUGCUGUCGAACGUGCACAUGCCGCAGAUACUGCCGUCUCAACAUGUCGACACAUCACGUAUUGACACACCAGGAGGCCACCCGAUACCCAUGCAUCCGAAGGGCGGAGGCGUAUGUGGUGGCCACGGAGGCCACCGCCAGGUGGCGAGGUUCACGAGCGCGCCACCCUGCUGCAAGCACUACGCGGGCAGCGACGCCGUGCCUCGCCGGCCUCCGCGAGCUAUGUUGAAUCGGAUGUGCACGCAACACGUGGAUUACGUGGGUUACCCGCAUUCGCAGUGGGCUACAGUCAAGCGAGCAGCUCCCGCGGACAGUGGUCCGGCGUUCAGCCCUAUGGGCUCGAUGGAAAGCACAGACGCCUGCGCCAACUUCAUGAACGCCUUGGUCGCGCGUCACCGCGACAGCAUGAAGGGGAAGUGCGCCCCUAGGGCCGACACUUGGAGCUACGAGGACACACGCCAGCUUUGCCGUAGCCGUAACUUCAUGCGUUGCGGCAAGAUUAAGGAGGCAGCGUAG
This is a messenger RNA of Babesia bigemina, 1410 nucleotides long. Its product is annotated as cyclin, N-terminal domain containing protein, putative. Gene Ontology annotation, biological process: regulation of cyclin-dependent protein serine/threonine kinase activity. The record is from RefSeq and is a predicted model, not a curated record. Lineage: Eukaryota; Apicomplexa; Aconoidasida; Piroplasmida; Babesiidae. Gene Ontology annotation, molecular function: protein kinase binding. The transcript has a single exon. Bases 1 to 1410 code for a protein of 469 amino acids.